Molecule: messenger RNA, 13626 nt
Organism: Podarcis lilfordi (Lilford's wall lizard)
Lineage: Eukaryota; Metazoa; Chordata; Lepidosauria; Squamata; Lacertidae
Source: the annotation of a GenBank genome assembly
AUGGUAAUGCCUUACCUGAACUCUUACCUGAAUCAUAGAGUCGGAAGGGAUCCCGAGCGUCAUCUAGUCCAAAGCCCAGCUAUGCAGAAAUCUCGACAUGCGGUCUCCCAUCCAAUUUGAAACCGUAUUGGACCCUGCUUAGCUUUGCAAAUAUGCUAGCAGUUUUUUUUCAUUGCUGCACCACUAGGAGGGGUAACAAAAGGGCUGUCUAGCCUAGCAUCCUGUUUUCUCUUUCUCAUUUAAUCCCCUCAACAAUUCUGUGAAAUAUGUUAGGCUGAGUGGGGAUUUGAACUGUGGUCUCUCAGGUCUUAUUCUAAUAGUAGAAGGAAGUCAGUAUAGGGGUUGAAGAGCUUCCAAAUGCUCUCCUGCCCAGGCACUGACCAGACCCAAACCCGCUUGGCUUCAGCAAGGUUGCUGCAUAAUGCACCAUUAUGCAAGUGAAUGGAUUCAGAGCUCCUUCACUCCGUUCAUGUACGGCAGGAAAGAAGGCUGAAAUUAGAAGUGUGGAGGUCCCUCCCCCAUACACAUUGCACCCACCAACAAAAAUAGUAUGGGGGAGGGAUUAAUGCUUGUCUAGACUGGUAGCAAAAUAGCUUGGGCUACCAUAGGUCUUUAGAUGCUAAAGAAAAUCCCAAAGGCUUCAAUACCCAUUCAAGAACAGAAUUAUGUUGCAAUGAAACCUGCUUUCCAGGAGCGUGGCCAGCAGAUGGCAAUCUUCAGCCAUGGUCCUGCAGCACUGUUUUUACUUUCCCAUAUUUUGAGGAAAUAAUGGCCAAUGGUUGAGGGUAUUGGAAGUUUGCCCAUUAGGGCAAAUAGCAGGCUUCCCCACCAACCUUGGCAACACCCACCUUGCUGCCUUCUUGCUUACAUCUAGUUGACGGGGUGGCCCUGCCUGGCAGCUUCCUCCACCUUCGUCUCAAGGUCCAUCUACACUUCCUUUUGCACUGUGUUUCUAUGCCCAAGUCUGGGCUUUCCAGGCCUGAGUCCAAGCGGUUUCUUCGUCUUCUAUGUCCCACAUUUUACCCUUGAAUUGGAGCAAACAGCAAUCGGUUUUUCAGUGGAUUGCUGUUUGCUCCAAUUCAGUGGUAAAACAUGGGUUAUCCCAGGAAAAACAUGGGGGGGGCAAUAACAAUGCUCAGACACAGACCUGGAAAGCCCAGACUUGUGCCUAGAAAUCACACUUACAAAAGUAAGUGUUGGUGAACGCAUGGUGUUGCCCUCGUAGAAUUCAGCAAGGAAAAGGAUGAGGGUGAAACUAGAAUUACAGUGGUGCCUCGCAAGACGAAAUUAAUUCGUUCUGCGAGUUUCUUCGUCUUGCGAAUUUUUCGUCUUGCGAAGCACGGUUUCCCAAAGUCUUCAAAAUCACCAAAGUCUUCAAAAACCUCAAAAGAGGGUACCACACUGCGUGCUAUGAGUUGCUCCUCGAAGUCACCCUGGGUAUUAACGGUUUUAAGGAAAAGGAAACAAACUUGCAAGACGUUUUCGUUUUUCGUCUUGCGAAGCAAGCCCAUAGGGAAAUUCGUCUUGCGAAGCAACUCAAAAAACGAAAAACUCUUUCGUCUUGCGAGUUUUUCGUCUUGCGAGGCAUUUGUCUUGCGAGGUACCACUGUAGUUGGUUUUGCCUGUCAUAGACUGACUCUAGCUACUGUUUGGACUCCUUGCAUUCUGCUCCACAAGUCCCAAUGGGCAGCAGCCACUACUGAGAACGAUCUAUAACACUUGCUUACCAUAGAUCAAAGUAGAAAAAAUUGUCACACUAUGAGCAUCCAUCCCCCCUUUUUUUCCCUGGGGAGGACAAAAGUUCUAUCCCCAGUAUAUGUUUUUUGGAAGCUAUGGAGUGUGUUGAGAUCUUGUGUGAUGUGCAGCAUUUUGGUUUUUACUGUAACACUAUUAAUAGCAUUUCCUGCUUUCAGCUUUUGAGUCUGGCUGGCAGCAACACAUGUCUGGUGUCUGUGGCAGCGUGUGGGCUUCUCCAGUUAAUCUCUUAACAAAAAGGAACUUUACCAGAACUAUGGUUGGGGGAGGGGGGAGGAAGGCAGUUAGUGGGCGAGAGUCACUGGGGCAUGUUUACAUCCUGUUUAAAAUAAGGGGAUAAGAAAACCCACUUCAUCCUUUACUCAGCAAGCUCUUCUUAGGACCCCUGCCAGACGUCCUUUAUAUUGUGCAUUCAGGAUUAUUUAUGCACUUGAUGCUGUCAGGAUAGUCACAUGCAAUCCUGCUUUGAAUGCUGUGUGCACAUGCAAAAGUCUUGGGCCCGUCACGCUGCUUCCUUUCCAGUCAGUGCAUUUUCUGUAACUUCCUUCAGAAAUCCCAUAACUUUUUAAUACCACAGCUGUUCUGUUUUAUUUUUGUCCUGCUUUUGUUGUGCCAUGGCCCCUUUGGACAGCACUAAUGUGUUGCAUUGCAGAACAAACUAAAGCAGGAUAAAUCCACCAGGGCUGCCCUUUUGUGGUGUCAAGAACACACCCGCAAUAAAACACCCGCCUGGAGGUGCUGUGAAAGGGGAAAGGGUUAAUUUCUGAACAGGCAUUUUAGUCAUUUAGUGUAGUUAGAUUGCCACUCCAGGAUCAGGGAGAUCAGAGCUCCCAUUCCCACUCAGCCAUGAUACCUCACAGAGUAACUAACUAACUAACUAACUAACUAAUUUGCAUACCAUCCUUCAUACAUAGGACUCAGGGUGCUUCAUAGCAUAAAAAUACAUGAUAAAAACACAAAAUACAUAAUAAAAACAAUAACAAAAUGAAACCAUUACCCCCCCCUUGCCCCUUGCCAUCCCUCAAACACAUUUUAAAGGGUAUAGGAUGUUAAUGAGCCUUAUCUAUCAUCUAUCUAUCUAUCUAUCCCCCGCCCAUCUGACUGUGUUGCCCCUGCCACUCUGGCUGGCUUCCAACAUAAUAAAAACACAGCAAACAUUAAAAACUUCCCGAUACAGGCCAAAGGCCUGGUUGAAAAAGAACAUUUUUGACUGGUGCCUAAAGGUGCAUAAUGAAGGUGCCAGCUGAACCUCCCUGCGAAGACCAACUAGGGAAGGGGAGAACUGUGUAAUACUCCUUCCACAACACCUGGAGGUGCUGGUAUCAAAGUCCCCCAUCCUUGGUUUGAUACCAGAGUGGACCUAGUUGCAUUUGAAUAGCUCCUCUCAAACACAUCCAAUAUUUCCUGGACAAACCAGAGAUGGGGGACUGUGGAAAUCCAGAAGUUAUUGAAUCACAGUUCCCAACACCCCUAGCCAUAAUCCAUGGAGAUUUGGGCUGCUGGGAGCUGUAACUCAGCAACAUCUGGAGGGCCAAAGGUUCUCUCGUACCUGCCCCAAAUCUCCCCAACACCCUGGCUAAAAAAGGAGCAGUGAUUUGCCAGGUACCAGAAAACAGGUUCUGCCCCUGGUAAACAGGGUGAGUCAGAGUGGCUGCUUUGGCGCAUCUGUGGGAAAGGCUGCCUGCCUUCUAUUUCUGGACCAGCCCUUUGCAUUUAUAGAAUUUCAUGUGACACGUUUGGGAGGGAGGGUCUUAUUUUCGGCCUGAGAGAAUUGCCUCUCUGAAGACAAACAGCCUCUGCACUCAGUGCCCAGGGUACUGGGCGCAGCACCAUGUCACGCCGGGAGAACUUUGCUGUGCUUCUCCUGGCAUGGCCCCAUCCUUGGCGUAGGCUGUCUGCAAGGUAGGAGCUGCAGUGCCACCCCCUGCAUUGUUUUUGUGUAUCUGCUCCCCUCUAGAACAGCCACUUUCCGCUUUGCAUCCUUUUGUACAAGAGGCUGUGAUUUUGCAUAGGUGACCUCGAAACCCUAAAGGUCAGGCUGUCCUCUAGACAAUGCAGCUGAUGAUAUUAGCAGAGGAGCCUUAUACCACCAGAGUGGAGAGGCCACAGAAGAGGGAAUGUGCUCAUAUAGCUGCUGGUGUUGCUGCCCGAUCGGGUGGCCCGGAGAACUCACAAGACAGAAGGAGAUGGCCUUCAAGGUCAUACUUGUUGAUCACCACUGUUUAUUAGCAAGUUGCCGGUCCACAUGACUGGCGGUGGUGUGUGUGUGACGUUUGUGGUGGGAAGUCUUUUCUGUUGACGGGACCCCAGUUGCUGGAAACACAGGAGGGGAGAAUGGGCUAGGAUUUGGGUCUUGCUUGCAGGCUUCUCACAGGCAUCUGGGUGGAUAUUGUGAAAGUAGGCUAUUGGGCUUGAUGGGCCGUUGGUCUGACCCAGCAGGGCUCUUACGUUAUUAAGUUUGUAUAUUCAAUGCGUCUCUCAGGCUUUGAGCACAGAACCAGAAAGCUCAAGUCACAUGCGCACUGCAUUCGGGCAAGGAACAGGUUUCAGUCCACCUUACCUGUGCCCCCAAAACAUCCCUUGGCUUCCUGCAUAGUUAGGAAUUGCAGCCAUUCACUUACAUAGAAGAAAAUCAAUGGGGUGAACUUGGGUUUAUUUCUGGAGGAAGUUAACUUGCGGCAUAUCUAGACUAGGGUUUCCCGAUUCCUAGUCAUUGGGAGCUGAGUGUGCAUAGCCCCUCCAUUUUGCAUAGCCAAUACAGUGGUACCUCGCAUGACGAAUGCCUCGCAAGACAAAAAACUCGCUAGACGAAAGGGUUUUUUGUUUUUUGAGCUGCUUCGCAAGACGAUUUUCCCUAUGGGCUUGCCUCGCAAGACGGAAACGUCUUGCAAGUUUGUUUCCUUUUUCUUAACACCGUUAAUACAGUUGCGACUUGACUUCGAGGAGCAACUCAUAGAACGCGGUGUGGUAGCCUUUUUGAGGUUUUUAAAGACUUUGGUAUUUUUGAAGCUUUUCCAAAACUUUCCCGACACCGUGCUUCGCAAGACGACAAAAAUCGCAAGACGACAAAACUCGCGGAACGAAUUAAUUUCGUCUUGCGAGGCACCACUGUACUUGGUAGUGUUUCUUGGUCACACUACUAUGUUACAGAACAUUAGGACAGAAAGGCAGCAAUUGGUUUCUAUAUAAGCAGCAUGUUUAUAACAUGUCACCCUCUCUUUGCAUCAUCAUUAUCAUCAUCAUCAUUAUUGUUAUUGUUAUUAAUUCUAUGCUGUCAUUGUCACUUGAGAGAUAAAAGCAAUCCCUGCUCACCAGGGGAGGGUGCAUUCCCAGUUUGCGAGGAGCUUACAUUUGAAGGCAAACCCCUGGGAGAACAGGUUUAUUUGCAGCUGGGAAUGAGGAUUAAGAGAUAAGGCACAGGCCACACAGAAGUGGUGGAUUUGGGGGAAAGGGCUGAAGAUCAAUGGCAGAGCACGUGCUUUGCAUGCAGAAGGUCCCAGGUUCAGUCCCUAGCAUCUCUAAGUAGGACUGGGAGAGGCUCCAUGUCAGACUCUGGAGGGCUGAUGCAAGUCACUGGAAGCAAUACCAGGGUUGCCAUAUUUUUUUAGAUAUCAGCAUCCUGUUCUCAUAGUGCCCAACAAAAUACCUCAGUGGGAAGCCUGCACAGAGGACAUCAGCCCAACAGAACUUCCCCACUUGUGAUGCCCAGAAACUGGCUUUCAAAGACAUACUUCCUUGGACAGUGAAGGAAGAGCACAGCCAUUGUGGAUAGCAGCCAAUGAUAGACAUACUGCUGUGAAAAUGUUGUUUUUACAGCCCUAUUUAAAGGCCUCUAUUUGUGUCCUCUGUGGCUGCUAGGGAUGGAAGGAUUCUGGUUCUCCCAGUUUCUCAUUUUCCAAUCUUAUAUUAAAUUCUCCAGUUUUCUGCAGCAAUUCACAGAUGAUGAUUAUUAUUAGUUAAUCCUCAUGAAGAUUCAUCAGCGUUUUGGUGCAAUUUUCACUCUAAUAAAAACAUUUUUGUGUGCAGUUUUGACUAAAGAGCACAUCUUUGCAAGCAUUUUUCUAAUGUAGUGCAUUUUUGUAAGUUAUUUUCCCUUAUCAAUUCUUAUGCACAUUUCCCACUAAUAUGUGCGUUUUUUAAAAACAGUGGCUGGCCGGAGAACUGCAUUGCAAGUGAAUUUCAAAGGAUAGCUGUGUUUUGGUUCAUAUAUUGUUUUGGGAAGUACGAAUUUGAUAGAUUUGCCUUUAAAUGCAAACUGAAUCUAAUUCCCCCUCUAUCUCUUAUUGCAAAGUGAAACAUGCUGUAAAAGUAUUUUUAAAACUUCUCUCUUUUCUCUCCCCUCUCCCAACAACCCCAUCAACACGUCCCUUUCCCAGAUGGAAAAUUUUGAGUACAGCAUCCUGUUGAACGACCGGGAUUGGGCUGAGUUCUAUUUGGCGUCUGAAGAAUGCAGUUUGAGCCAGCCAGCCUUGGCCACAGCUGACGAGCAGCUCCUCAGCGACCUUGAGGAAGGGGAGGCCGCAGAGAGUGGGUCCGUCCAAGUGAAAGUGGGCCCUGUUCUCCCAGCCAGCCAGUCAGCCAGCUGCCUCCCACGUGGGACCCCAGAUGGGCACCUGCUUGUAGACGAGGUUUUGUCUGGCAGCGACGACGAAACAGAUCUGGGCUCUGUCAUCAGGUUUCUGUGCAACAGCAAACAACUUGGCACAGCUUGCCCCCAGUCUUCCAGGAGGACCCAGGAAGGUCAGCUGCCCUGUGUCACUUUGAAGCCAUCAGGAAGUCGGAGUGGGCUGCAAGUUACUGUCACAGAAGCUGCAUUUACCGCCAAGGAAACAGAGAGAGGAGACCAGCCCAUAAAUCCAGACUGCUCUCUACCAGUGGUGCUAGCUACUGCCACCCAAGCGAGGGCCUUGACAGAGAAAAGCCCAGGGCAGGAGAGAAUGGAAAGACCUCCCUGUGCUGAGCCUACAAACCUGAAGACCACAGAGGGGGCAGACAACAAUGGGAGCAGUACUGUCUGCUUGGAAUCACAACACUCCAAGGACAAUCCCUCCCUGGCUGCCUGUGUGGGCAAGCAGCUCCCAGCAUCGAUGAAGAGCACAGCAGCUUGUUGGGAACCAGAACCCCCACUUGCUCCAUAUCCAAGCUCUGCGCCCUUUUCUUCUCCAGUUUCUGCAGAGCUCGGGGGAGCAGAGCGCCCAGAGAAGGGCGGCAAGCCCCUUCAGGUCACCUUGAAGGCACAGGCAGCAGCGCCGCUCCAGGAAAAUCCAUCUCCAUCUCAAGGGUGUUUGGUUCCAAUCGUAAGGGUCUCCGCACCAUCCGACAUGCUAUCGGCGAGUCGUGGGGGAAGCAUUCCGGGAAGAACGAGCAAGGAAGAAGACAUUUCUGCAAAUGUCAACAUUGAGAGUGGAGCAAGCCAUAGGGAGGCCUUAAAGGAGGGAGGCCCAGCGAACCAAGUCAGGGGCUCUCCAUGUGACAGCGGGGUACAACAAUUUCCAAGGGCACCAGAAGAAAAGAGAGGUCCAAUCCCAACCCAAGCAACCAAUUCCAUAUGUGAUGGGCUAUUGCACAAAGACACAGAAACAGCUGCUUCAACAGGAAGGGUUGAGAAGAACGACAGUGGAGAAACGUGCCACUAUCUUGGCAUGGCUUUACCAUUUGAAGAGGCUUUAUCAUUUGAAGAGGAACUUCAAGGAGAACAGACAUCAGACCGCUUAGGGGAGUCCGCUCCCUAUGGUCUGACAUUAGAAGGCUCUCCAGAAAGUGGCUUAUCUGCCAUGACAUGGCCAGAAAUGUACGACUGUUUUUUCUGUGAUGACACCCAGGAGAAGGGAUUGGGGAUUGGGAAGGGGCAACCGAUCUCAGGGAUUGACCAAGAGCUGCCUGAAAUGGAUGGGCCUGAAAUGUACGAACAUUUCUUCAGCGAAAUGGGGGAGGCCAAGGUGAGAAACAAAGAUGGAGCUCUGGAGACAGUCUUCAGCUCCGGACAUCAGUCGGCGCCAUCUUGUGGCUCGGGGGACCUGGAUUUGGACAUAGGUGAUGGUGCUAUGCAAAUGUCUACCCCAGAGGUGUACGAACACUUCUUUGCCAACAGAGCAAAGAAGAAGAGGAACUGGAGGGUUUUUUUCUUCAGCAUCCCAGCCUCAGAGAUGAGGAAGGCUGCAAGAGCUUUAAAAUCCUUUCUGUGCAGACCUGCACGUCUUCUCAGAUCACGGCCCACAAGCCAAGGCACUCUGCUUCGGAAAGGAUCUCAAGGAAGGCUGGUGCUCGUGUCUCCAAGGCUCCUGGGUGAAAACCUACCAAGACCAGAAGACCUAGGGAUGGCUGUGAUGCAACCAGGUACCAUUUCUUUGUCCUGAUAUGUGAGUGGAUACGCUGACCAUUUAACUGUUUUGCCAGUGCUUAAUUUCUAAACAAAUGUGCCAGGGCUCAACACUUUGUACAUCUAAGGCAGAUGCGGGGAACCUCAGGCCCAGGGGCCAUAUGUGGCCCUCCUGGACUCUUGUCUGGCCCUUAGAUAGGGUUGCCAUAUUUCAUAUUAUUAGGAAGACCUCAAAAUUGUUGAGAUUUUAUUAGGAAACCCCCAAAGUUGUUGAGCUUUAUUUAGACAAGCCCUAAAGUUGUUGAGCUGUGGUGUUGUUUUUUUACAAAAACUCCCCCCCAAAAAAGUGAUUUUUCGAUUGACUUGCCUAAGAUCCUUUUGGAAAUUCCCCCCAGAUGUCAAUUCCGCCUUUGAAAUCCCGGUAAUGUCCGGGGAAAUCCAGACGUAUGGCAUCCCUACCUUUGAACUGUCCCCAGAGCACCCUCCUCCCCAGCCCCACUCCAUCUCCCUAGGCCACACCCUUACUGACUCUCCUUUGCACCCUUCUUUGUGUGUUCAUGCCUGGCUGGAGUGCACCCUUGUAUUCUGAUCAUGCUUCUUUCCUUUCUGGAUGGAUAGAGGGAUGGUGGUGUGUAAGUGUGCAUAGAAACUUCCCCUGCCCACCACUGGUGGGUGACCCCCCCUGCCCCCCGAAGGUAGCCCAGAGAGAAGCAUGACCCUCAGUCUGAAAAAAACAUUCCCCACCCCUGACCUAACCUAAGGGCUGGUUGCAGAGUUCCGUGGUGAUGUCAUUUGGGCACUUGGCACCUUCAUUUUUAAUAAACAGAUGUGUUCCCAGCAGCAGCAUGACCCUAAACAUUUUGUUAUGGAGCACAUGCUUCAAGGGAAGGUGCACUUUGCAUGUCCUCAGAGGCCCUCUGUCCUUAUGUUUUCUAUUGAAACAUAAGUUGGUUUCAUUCUUUUUAAAGUGAAAAGGCAUCAGCACACAUACCCAGAGGCGCCAUGCCAUGCCCAAAGUAUGAGAACAUUUGGAAACAAGUAUGGAAAACCCUUUUGUGCUGUGGGUUCAAGAGCAGCUAAAUUGUGGCUGUUAUAGUGGAUACACAUGAAAUAACUUUCCUGCGGAGAUGUAAAUUCCCUACAAACGGGAAGAUAGAUAGAUAGAUGAUAGAUAGAUAGAUAGAUAGAUGAUAGAUAGAUAGAUGAUAGAUAGAUGAUAGAUAGAUAGAUAGAUAGAUAGAUGAUAGAUAGAUAGAUAGAUGAUAGAGAUAGAUGAUAGACAGAUGCACAGUCGCAUAUAUACAUCAACCUAUCGAUAUUUCAUAUACUCAACCAAAUGGUGACCUCAUUAUUUGAAUAAAGCCCUCUUGCCUUGGUGGUGACUAAUCAGCCAGCCAGCCUUAAUUGAUGACCUAGAAUAGAUCAACCCACAGAGAGUUUUACCACUUGCAGAGAAAACAGUAAAAGAAUAUUGCAGCACCUUAAAGACCAACAAAUUUACACUGGCACAAACAUUUGAGGACUAGAGAGUCGGCUGCGGCUGAUGGAGUGAACUCUAGCCCACGGAAGCUUAUGCCAUCAUAAAUUCAUUAAAGUGCUGUAAGACAUUGUUGUUAACGUUUUUUACAACACACCCUGGAGGUUAAAACCUUUGCAGCCCUGUCUCAGGCGUGUUUACUCAGAAAUAAGCCCUGCUGAGUCACUCCCAACCUAAGAGUGCAUUGAAACUGGACUUGCAACCUUGGGCCGUCGAGAGGUCCUGCAUCCCCAAAGGAAAACAGUGCUCCAAAAAUGCUCAAGGGUCAUCUGCAAGCACCCAUAACUGAUUGAAAGUAGCUCCUCUCAGAAGUAAAACAAAGACUGACCUUGGAAUGUUCGAAAGUCGUUCUUUGUCCUGAGCCUCAAAGCAGAUUGAGCAUUAUUGCGACAUUUGGUCUUCUGCAGGAGACAGACAGAAAGAGUGCAAGGAGUGGAUGGGUAAGAUUAGAACUCAGAUCUAUUUGCUUGAAAGCUAGCCAGGCAUUACUCUGACCAUAAAUGUAAAGCACGUUUAAAGCACAGGGCUUACCCCAAAGAAUCCCGAGAACUGUCAUUUGUUAAGGGUGAUGGGAAUUGUAGCUCUAUGAGGGGUAAACUGAAGUUCUUUGGGAGGAAGCCAUGACCUUUAAAAUGCCAUAUAAAUGUGCUUUGUCUGUAUGGGGUGGAUAUUGAUUAUAUAGACACACAAUGCACUCUCUUGCAAGAUUCUUUUCAGCGGAAGCUGAGUAAACCAAUGUCCAAGGUUAAGCGGGGGUGGGGGGGGAGCACAUUAGGGUUGGCUUACUAGUACUGCUGACUCUUAUGAAUCACAUGACACAUUCACCAGCCUGUAGUUAUUCCACUACUUCCCUCUUUUUCUCAGAUUUUUCAGACUUGCUUUAUGACUUCGCUUUUUUCAUUUAUUGUAGGGAUGAGUAAACCAGAUGUUAUCGUGCUCCAGGUCAAUUCUGCCCCAGCCAGCAUAGCUAAUGGUCAGGGGUGAUGGGGGUUGUAGCCUAGCAACAUCUGGAGGGCCACAGGUCCCUUAUCCCUGAACUAAAGAUGCCUGGGAGCUGGGAGCACCCUCCAGAAAGGAGGCUCCCUAUUGCAUCUCUGCAUGGGGUUACAGACAAGGGAGAUACAGCAUUGCAUUCCGUACAGUGUGAUCCCUGUGUGUUCACAAGCAAAAGGAGCAGGCUGCAAGAUUAGGGCAGGUGGAAGGUAAAGGAGGAAGAAGGUAAAAGAGGAAGAAAGGGUCAUGGAAAGCAAUGGACUCCUGGGAAUUUAAAGGCAUUAUAGCAAGAGCAACCAACACAGUGCUCUCCAGAAGUUGCUGGACUACAGUGCCUAUCAUCCCUGGCCUUUGGCCAUGCUGGCUGGGAAUCAUGGGAGUUGUAGUACAACAACAUCUGGAGUCCUUGUAUUCCAGUUGCACAGUUCUCACUGAUAGGCAUUCCCAAAGGCACCAUUUGAAAAUCACUGAGGUGGAAUGGAAACCCCAGGUUGCAGGACAGCUGUGAAGCUGGUCCAAAUAUAAUCACCACUGCUAUCACCAUCAUGCCAAUGUCUGGGGAUUUGUUUUUUUCUAAAGAAGAAAAAUCCUUUGUGAGGAUCAAAGGCAAAGCAUGCAGGGAUUUGAAAGGUCAAAAGCCUUUAUGCUUUAAAGUUGAAUUGUUCAUGGUACCAGUGUGAUAGGGGGAGGCAAUGCUCUAGGAUUCCUGGAUAAACAUUUCCAGGAGAAACAUCCGUAUUGGUUCUUCUUCUUCUCCCCCGCCACAGAAAGACCCCUCCAGCCGGUUUUUACACAAAGAGACAUGUGCUUGGGCUUUAUGGCGUUUGCUUCGUGGGCUGUGAAGAGCUCUGAUCUGCAGGCCCCGGAUGCUUGGAAGAUCGGUAAUGUAUCCAAGGGCUUUGUGUGGGAGAAGCACAACUCCUAGCGGAUUUGGAGAGGGGGUGGAUUUAAGCCUCAGAGAUAGGCCAGGAAUGUUAACAUACUGGUUCCGCUCUGGAACAGAGCAGAACUAAUGCUGAGAGAUGUUUCCCUCUCUCUCUCUUUUUCUUUAACCAUUUUUUACUCUCCCCUUCUCCUUCCUUAAUGGCCCAACGUUUUAUUCUAAACCAGUUGUUCCUCUCAUCAGAAAGGGAGGCAAACUUCAUUCUUAACACCUGAAGGAAACUUCAUUUUUAGAGUGCGUACAGAUAAGAAUUACCUACCCAGAGAAUUACCUGUGACUUUCUCCGGUAGCCACAGGCCUGAAUGAGCCUCCUGAUUCAAAACAGGACAGCCCAGAGAAGUAACUCAUACAGAAAUGCAGGGGGCAGCCUCCUCAGAGAUGGGAUAGUUCUGCUUAAUUCAAUCAUUUGGGUGUGAUUGAACAACCCAACAGCACUUCCUGUAAAGAAGGGGGUAGAUCACAGUGAUUAGAAGGCAGAGGGCACAGAGCAGUGACUCUUACAGAGGCACAAUGGCAAUGCUCCUCUAGGUCUGUUGUCUCAUUGCAUUGGGAUGGAUUGCUUUUUCGGGGCCUAUCCAGUGAAAAUAAAUGGCAGAGUCGCCUGUCCUCCCUAGAGGCUGAUUGGAAGGAGACAAAGGCAGAGUGUUACAUCAUACAGAGGCACAAUGGGCAACCUCCUUGGAAGGUACAUCCUUCAAACUCACAAGUUCAUUUGAAUUAAUUCCUCCUUAUGCUUAAAGAUGACUACUUCUCAUUUUCCCUUCUCCACUGGCUCUGGAAUCCUGACCAAGGAAUGGGGUGGGUGGGAAGUAGGGUUGCUUGUCUAUGGCUGGAAACAAGAGUCUCCCCACACACAUUCUGUGCUCUGUCAAAAUUAAGCUCCAGGACUUUAAGGCAUUAUUAGGCAAUAUGGGAUGGCCGAGGAAGGGAGAAGAUAAUGACUCCACCUAGUGCAGGGCGUGCAGAGCUGGGUAACUGCAGAUGGGGAGAUAGGUGGCUGAACUUGUGCCUGAGCUUGGGCUGGGUGAUGGUCAGGUAAUUGGGGAGAAAGUCACAUCCUUUGAGGCUGGUGGGAAAGGGCUGUAGCUUGGUGGUUAGAGCACCUGCUUUGCAGAAGGUCACAGGUUCAGUCCUUGGCAUAUCCAGGUAGGGCUGGAAGAGACUCCAUGUCUGAAGCCCUGGAGAGAUGCUGCCACUCAGUGUAGACAAUACUGAGCUAGAUGGACCAAUGGUAUAAUUUGAUAUAACACAGCUUCCUAUGCUCCUGUAAAAGGUGAGGGCAACCAUCUAGGCACAGCCCAGAUGUUGGCAUUUUAUUAAAAGAGAGGUUUUCAAGGUGAGAAGCAGCAAGCGGGACUGUUGGUUUACCCAGAGGCUCAGUAGAGCCAGCAGGCCAGGUAGAGUGUGCCACUGGCCAUAGCUCAGUGGUAGAGCAUCUGCCUGGCAGCUCAAUGGUAGAACAUCUGCUUUGUAUGCAGAAGGCCCCAGCUUUAGUGCCCGGCAUCUCCAGGUAAGGCUGGGAGCGAACUCUGUCAGAAAACCUGGAGAGCAGCUGCCAGUCAGUGUAGAUAACACUAGGGUAUAUAGACAAGUUGCAGCUUCUUUUGUUUCUCUGUCCUUACAGCAAAAAACAAACAAACAAUGGUGUCAAGAAAGGAUAUUGAAAUUAAUGGACCUAAGUUAGGCAUGGUCAUUAACUUCAAUGGGUCUAUUCAGAGUAGGACAAGCAUUGGAUUCAAACCUUAGGGUUAACUUUUGCUGUGAUUCUUCCCCGCGAUCUCUGGUAUGUAUAGCUGUGUGAGGGGAACUCUCAGCACCUUUAACAAACUACAUUUCCCAGGAUCCUUUGGAAAAGCUAUGACUCUUAAAGUGGUAUAAUGGUGCUUUCAGUGCAUGCAUUCUAAGAAGACAAGGAAAUGAUUUGCAUAACAACCUGUCUUUCUUUGAUACAUCCAUCUGCACUGUGGAUGCACCUUCUUUUCCCCUCCUCUUCCAGUGUUGCUAGCAAACUUUGGCACCCUCUCAGCCAUCCGCUUCUUCAGGCGGCAGGUCAUCACGGAAGCUCAGCACGGAACAUAA